CACAGUCGCUGUUCGGCGGUCGGACGGCGUGCUUGUUGUAGGGCAUUAUCGUUUUCUCUGAGGUUCUCUUUCGUCGACAGAAGUUUUGCGGAGAUCGUGUUCCGGUAUUUUAUCGACGGCCUUUCCAGAAUCGUGACUGAUCACGAGCGCUUUAUAGAAAGUGAAACUGCAUGGUUAAUACGUGUUAAUAAGUUGUGUAAGGACAAUCUUCUAACUUAGUGUUAACUUUAGUGAGUGGAACAUUUUUAAGUGGUAAUCUAUUGACUAUCCAGGACUAGUUUCGAUAUCAGCUCAGUUUUGAACUAAAAACUGUGUUUUGAUUAUUGGGACGUUGUUCAAAAUUUCCUAAAACGGUAUUCCACACCUUGGUGAACAAGGAGUGUUAUUGCUGUGGGAAAAAUAGUUUAUAAUGUCUUCGAAAGUGAGUUUGUUUGCUUGAAUGGUUUGACUGAACAAAAGUAAAAAAAGUAACGGACGAACUGUGUAUUGAAAUGUGAAUUUUGUGUCCAAAGUGAUAAAAUCUAUGUUGGUUCGUGUGUAAAUAUUGUUUAUUUCCCCGAUGAAGUUUCACGUGUAACUCGACGCUUCUCGCAAUUGGUUUUCUGAAAAUCUCUCGCCAUGGAGACGGAGGAGCUUACGAAACUUGUAGAUGGAAUAUACAAGAACAUCUUGGAUAAAUUUAAUCCAGGAGCCCGUCAGAUGAUCACAGCUGGAAAGGCAUAUCUAAAAGCCUUGCAUGGUGCCGCAGCAGCAUCGCGGUUGUAUGUGGAUGCUGUCGGCAAGCUCGGCAGACAAGCCCAACAGGGCACUUGGGGAGGAUGUGCAGACAUAGGUACAGCUCUUAUGAAAGUGGUGGAGGUGUAUCGGGAAAUUCAAGAUCAACAAAUGAAUAUUCUGAAGGCGUUCUACGUCGAUUUGUUGGUUCCCUUGGAAACUAAUCUAGAAAAGGAUACAAAAGUAGUACAGUCUGAGCAAAAACGAUUCCUCCAACAACACAAACUACGUUCAGAGAGUUACAGCAAAGCUGCUGCUACCAUAAAAAAACAACGGAAGAAGAAGACCAACGUUACUAAAGUUGGCUCCGCAAUGGACAAAGAGAUGAAGAAUAUGCAAAUAUUGGAAGAAGAAAAGACAAAACUGGACGCGUUUUGUGAGCAAAGCUUGAAAAAUGCCAUGACACAAGAACGUCGUCGCUACGGAUUUGUAUUAGAAAGGCAAUGUUCGUUGGCUAAACACUGGCUUGCGUACCAUGCCGCUGGUGCUGCAUCAUACAAUGCUGGUUUGGAUGAAUGGCUUGAAGUCUCCAGGACAAGAGAAUAUUUGCCUCCCAACGUAGAAGCCAUGUUCGUCAGCAGGAUGAGGCAAGUUUCGUUCUGGGCUGAUGAAGAAGUAUAUGCCAGUCCUCGAACGGGGGAUGAUGAUGACCGAGCAUCUGUUGGCUCCGCAUUGAGGAAAACACGUUCUGUAGACGCCUCGUGUCUUGAUAUUCGAUCAAUUGGUGAUUUGGGAUCGCCUGCUCAAGGUCUAUCAAGGGCCAAAUCUGAUUUCAAUCUACAAGCAAGCUCUCACAUAGCUGAUCAAGAGACUGACCCCCGCACGGCAAUACGACCUUCAUCUCUUGCACCAACAACUUGUACAUCUCGAGAUCCACCUUUAGCACGAGCAUUGUAUGCUUAUGCAGCCGCUGGAGAUAACCAGCUAAGUUUCCAGCAAGGAGAUGUCCUUGCUUUACUCGGAGAGAGAACAAAGGGGUGGCAGUACGGGGAAAAUUUACGCACACAUCAAGCUGGAUGGUUCCCGCUGGCGUAUACAGAGUCGAUAGCCAAUGAUGAGCCAACCAGUAGUUCACCAGCUCGUUGGGGUUGCGCACAGACUCCUAGCGAAGCGCCGCCACCUGCUCCGAUUGCCCAUGCACAAACAACACCUAGCACUCCAUCAGUGCAUGGUCAUCCGCCAACUCGGAUGUUCGGGGACACAGUCACUGCUCACCAUGUUAACAAGGGUCGCCUUGGUAGUAGCUCUCCAGGGCUACCUCCUACUCUUCCGGCUCCAUCACCAAGCGCUUUGAGCACCUCAGCUAGUGCCACUUUCCAUUCACCUACACCAGUACCAGUACCGAGCGCCAUAAAAAAUUCUACAUCUUCUGCCAGUUUCACCACUCAUGCUGUCAUUGAAACAAGAAGUUUUGGACCCCAAACACUGCCAAUGCGUUCUCAGGUAACGCAGAAUAAGGCUGGUCCUGCUAAAACAGUAGUGACGGCUGUAGGUGCUGUAGGUAAUGUAUCACUACAUAGCUCCAACGACUCUGGCUUUUCUAAUGAGCCCCCACCACAGCCUGAUAUUGAUUACAGCGAUGAAGAAGCUCAACGACUGCGAGUCCCUAUCAGUAAAGCUGCUCAAUCAAUGAAUGACCAUAAAGCUUAUUUACUGAAAACACAAAGCUUGAGGCGUGGCCCAAAACCUCCCAAUGCAAAUGGGUAUUUGACAGAUGACCAACAAUUAAUGUUACGCAACAUGUUAGAUAUGGAUAAAGAUUCUCAAAGAGUUAAAAGAACAAAAUCAUUCUGGAAAUUUGGCAGAACAACUUCGGAAGAGAUUAUGGAGGGUAUGUCAUUAUGGCAACAUCGCGACAUUGUGGAUACAGUACCAGAAUUCAAGAAGAGAUUGUAUGAUAAAAUGAAAAAAGAAUUAAGACCUGCACCCGAUGUACCUGAUUUAAGAAAACAGGGUAGUCCUGAAAAAAUGCCUAUUCCCGAAAAUUCACACCAGCGGCCCAAGGAAACAAUUGACAGAAAGGAGGUUAAGAUUACUAAUGGAAUACGACAAGCCAAAAGUUUAGGCUCUAUACAAACUGAAGAGCAUACUGAAAGAAUCAAAAAGGGUAGCGAAAACUUUCAACAGAAUCAAACAAUGACGAAGAAAAGUAUUUCUGAAAAAGCCAUAGCUGAAGAAAAACAUGAAGAUUUCCUUCCACGAAUUGAAUCCAGGCACUCUGAUUUGACUAAUACUAGUACUAUAAAAACAAAUUUUGAAAAUAGUUUUUACAAUGAUGAAAACGGAGAAGGUUUCGUAAUGAAAACUGUUAAACGUAGAGAGAUAUUACAAAGAUAUGAUAAUGAUAGCAGUUCUGAUGUAAAUUCCGUUGCUUCGAGUACCGAUCCUUACGACUGUAUAAUAGUAGAUGAUCACAUGACAUCUCGGAAGCAACAAGAACUUGAUAGGCGUCGUCAAGCACAAUUAAUGGAAGAAGAAGUAAAAAAACGUAAAGAAAAUGCAUAUAUGCCUGAAUUUGAGGAAAUUGAAAUUACUCCGAUAAAGCCCCAUAUUCGAGCUUCAAUGAUAACAGAAAAUUCAAAGAAACAUUCUCAUGAACGUACUCCUCCUAAAACUAUGGAAUUCAAAACUUUUAAAGACAAUUCAAAAGAAAUCAAAACAUUUUCUGCAUCAUCAGAAACUUUAAAGUAUAAAGAUAAUGAACAGCAUACAGAUCGCUAUGGUAUACCCACAGAACGCAACAAUAAUGAAAUACACAAUGACGAACAUUACAAUGGGCAUGACGAAGGCACUCUUAAAUAUAAAAAACGUUCAAGCAAAGAAGAAAAAAAUCGUCAACAAAAUGUUUUUGAAAAUGGAAAGAACCACAAAAAAGAUUAUCCACAAGCCGAAGUUAGAACUCAAAAAAAGGAUGUUAAAUCAUAUGAAAAUAGAGAGCCUAGAAUUGACUAUUCACUGGACAGACGCCAAUUGAGAAAUGAUUUCAAUAAUUCUAAAAAUAGAGUAGAUCCACGAAAUAGAAAUAGAGUAAGUAGGAGUUAUGAUGACAGUUCAUUACCAUACCAUGGACGAAGAGAUGAGAGGUUUUAUGAGUCCAAUAUAUCAUACUUCAGCGACCAAGAGCGACAUGUAUCGCGGUAUGAUUAUGAAACUGAUUCGAAGAAAGCCGAAAAGUCUAAAAUAAGACAAGAAGAAGCUAGACUUGAAGCAAGGCGCUUUGCAGACCGACGCAGCGAAGGUCCAUACAGUGAAUCUGAUGAUCAAAAAUUUAAUGAGGCUUUGAAACAACAAAGACCACAACUAUUGCCUCGAACUAAACUUCUUAAGAGGACCGCAGAUGGAAACGAGUUACCAGAGGAAGGACAUACUUUCGGACCUUGGUAUGAUUUGUGGGGUCGUGAAACUGCUGUUUACAAAUAAGGCCUCAACAAUUCGCUACGGUGAAGCUACGGAAGGCGCUAACAAAUGAUCGAUCGUCGCCUACCAUCGAAUAAUGAUUUAUAAUAAUAUAAUUAUUAUUUUGUUACUUAAUAUUAAAUGUAAAUUAGAAACACCAUGUAUUUUGUACAGUUAAAUAUUCAUAGUUUAACA
This is a messenger RNA of Achroia grisella, 4365 nucleotides long. RefSeq lists its product as uncharacterized. Gene Ontology annotation, biological process: plasma membrane organization; actin filament bundle assembly; actin crosslink formation. NCBI's taxonomy places the organism in Eukaryota, Metazoa, Arthropoda, Insecta, Lepidoptera, Pyralidae. The record is from RefSeq and is a predicted model, not a curated record. Gene Ontology annotation, cellular component: cytosol; nucleoplasm. Gene Ontology annotation, molecular function: protein binding. The coding region runs from base 619 to 4194 and encodes 1191 amino acids. The transcript is spliced from 17 exons.